UUCACUCGCUGCAGAGCUCCGGGAUUCAAUCGGUCUUCCUGUGCGCGCGCGUGUGAGUGCGGAGCGGAGUUGAGUUCAAAUAGAAUAAGAAUAGAGGAAUAAAGAAAGAGGGCACGGCGGCUCGCGGACCCUCUGCCGGUCCGGGGAUGCUUUAGACUCGGCGGACAUGUUGCCAUUUUGGAGAUAAGUGCCCCCUUCUUCUUUUUUUCUUUUUUUCUCUUUUUUUUUUUUAACCACACAUAUUUUUCUUCUUCUUCUUCUUCAUGGGACGGGAGGAAAAGCGGGAUAUCAGGUUCCGCUCCUCGCCGCCUCCUUCUCCUCCUCCUCCCCACUCCCCCCAGAAACUCCCACCACCACCUCCUCCUCCACCUCCUCCUCCUCUUCCUCUCCUGGAAGUUAUGUCAAGGCCUCUUACUCAGCUCCUACCGCCGGAUCUCCCUGCCGGGGCCACGAGCCCGCAGUUUGGGGCCAGCAACCCGCCUGGAAGUGGUCCCCAAGGCGGACACCUGACCUCCAUGACCAACCUGAAGACCCUGCUCCAGCUGCCAAUCAAGGCCGACCAGAGAGGAACCAAGGACUGCUGCGAGAUGAAAGACAAAGACAAGCCCUCGGAAUCUGAAGAAGACUCGCAGAGCAACAACAGCGGGGCCGGCGGAGGGGCCCCCGGGGCCGGCGCGUUGCGGCCCGGCUCCCACUCGGCGUUCCUGGGCCCCCUGCUGUGGGAGAGGACCCUGCCGUGCGACGGAGGCCUGUUCCAGCUGCAGUACAUGGACCUGGAGGAGUUCCUGACCGAGAACGGCAUGGGGAUGCACGGCAACGGGCCCAGCUCCACCAGCGCCCAGAUCCCCUCUCAGAGCUCCCAGUCGGCGGUGCCCAACCAGAGCUCCCAGUGCCCUCCCACUUCUCCUUCGCCCUGCUCCUCCUCUUCCUCCUCCUCCUCCUCCUCCUCCAUGUCCUCUUCUUCCUCCUCUUCCUCGCUGCUGGGACUGGAAACCGUCCAGCCACAACCGCCGCCGCUACCGCCGCCACCUCCGCCGCCGCCACUGCCACCGCAACAACAGCAGCAGCCGCCGCCGCCGCCGGGGAUGAUGGGAGAACCUGAGUGUCAUCAUGGUGGUCGGGCGGUGCCUCAGGACCAGUCCCCCACUUCCUCUACCUGCCCUCCGGGACCCCCCGGGCCUCCGGCUGCCGCCGCCAGCAGCGACAUCACGGUGAACUUUGACCCCGACCCGGCGGACCUGGCGCUGUCCAGCGUGCCGGGCCAGGAGGCGUUCGACCCGCGGCGGCACCGCUUCUCCGACGAGGAGCUGAAGCCUCAGCCGAUGAUCAAGAAGGCCCGCAAGAUGCUGGUCCCCAAUGAGCAGAAGGACGACAGGUACUGGUGCCGGCGUGUGAAGAACAACGAGGCGGCGAAGCGCUCGCGGGACGCCCGGCGGCUGAAGGAGAACCAGAUCUCGGUGCGCGCCGCCUUCCUGGAGCGGGAGAACGGCGCCCUCCGCCAGGAGGUGGCCGACAUGAGGAAGGAGCUCGGCCGCUGCAGGAACAUCAUCAACAAGUACGAGAGUCGGCACGGAGACUUGUGAGGCCGGAGAGGAAGAGGAAGAGGAGAAGGAGGAGGAGGAGGAAGACGACGAAGGAAGAGGAGGAGGAAGAGGAAGGAAGGGUGGAAAUGAGAAAAAAAAAUAAAAGGGUACAAGGCAAAAACCCGACAACAGCAGCACUUUAGUUUAAGGCCGGCGUAGAUCUGCAGCGAACACCGGGAUACGAACACCGGCGGCGUGAACACCGGGACACGAACACCGGGGGCACGAACACCGGGGGCGCGAACACCGGCGGCGUGAACACCGGGACACGAACACCGGGGGCGCGAACACCGGCGGCGUGAACACCAGAAUCACGAACACCGUGGACGCGAACACCGGGACACGAACACCGGGGGCGCGAACACCGGCGGCGUGAACACCGGAAUCACGAAAACCGUGGACGCGAACACCGGGACACGAACACCGGGGGCGCGAACACCAGCGGCGUGAAC
Messenger RNA from Cyclopterus lumpus (lumpfish), 2035 nucleotides. RefSeq names its product D site albumin promoter binding protein a (gene dbpa). Gene Ontology annotation, cellular component: nucleus. The transcript is spliced from 6 exons. The record is from RefSeq and is a predicted model, not a curated record. Gene Ontology annotation, biological process: regulation of transcription by RNA polymerase II. Gene Ontology annotation, molecular function: DNA-binding transcription factor activity, RNA polymerase II-specific; RNA polymerase II cis-regulatory region sequence-specific DNA binding. The coding region runs from base 264 to 1583 and encodes 439 amino acids. NCBI's taxonomy places the organism in Eukaryota, Metazoa, Chordata, Actinopteri, Perciformes, Cyclopteridae.